AUGAAAGCCAGCAAAAAUGUCACUGUUGCAUUCAAAUUGAAUGGCAAAAAUUAUCCAUUAUGGGCGAGAUUGAUGAAGGUCGCAAUAGGCAGCCGAGGUGGGUAUUCCCACAUCAGAGACCCCCCACCAAAACCAGAAAGCGCCGAGUACACCGAAUGGGAGGAAACCGAUCUAGUGGUUUUUUCGUGGAUAAUCGACAAUAUCGAAAACGAUAAAAUCGCCUAUUUUGCCCACCAUCAAACCGCGAAGGCGAUUUGGGAUAAUCUCGCUGUGACCUUUGAAGGCAAGAGAGAUUCGUAUCUCAUCUAUGAUCUGGAAGACAAAGCCAUUGCGCUCCGACAAGGAAGUAUGGAUCUGGAGACGUACUAUAGGCGAAUCCACGGACUGUGGAUAAAUGUUGAUCGAUGCUGGAAGCAACCAGUAGACUGCUGCGACAAAGGAGUCAAACAAUUCCGCGAAUUCUCCAACACAACGAGGCUGUUCAAAUUUCUCACCGGGCUCAACCCAGAAUACGACACUAUCCGACGAGAUAUCCUCAAAGAUGAGGAACCUUAUCCCUCAGUCGAAGAGGCCUACGGACGGGUCCAGAGGGAGGCGGCUCGAUUGAGGAUCAUGCCACCGGCAUCCCCUAAAACCGGCAAAGACCUCAGCGUUGGGAGCACCGAUACAUCAUCGGGAGAGAUUGGAUACGGCUUCAGAGCACAAAGGGAGAGAUCGUCCAGCAAAGGACCACCACGACCACCGCCGACCGAAGUCAGUCACCAAACCGGAGGACGCGUUGACAAAAGCAAAUUAUGGUGCUCGCAUUGCGGGAAAAACAAACACACGAGGGAUACCUGCUUCCUUCGCGUAGGAUUCCCGGAUUGGUGGGACAAAAAACAAAAAGCACGGGCCCAGAUCAAGCUAGCAGCCGUCGGAAUCAAUGAGACGGGACAGAGACAGGGGAUUUCCCAAAUUCAGCACCGAGAUGGAUCGAAUGGAGGGGGGAAACAAAUUGACAACCAUGAGUACUCCGGCGAUAACAGCGAUGGUGGCGGAAGUGGUGUCCGGGUCGGAAACUUCGUCGAGCGGACGGGAGCCCAAACGGAACUCCCGAAGUGGAACAGCGGCGGAGAUUUUGCUUGUGAAACCUGUGUUUUGGCCAAGAGCCACAGACAAUCCUUUAAACCUUCAGAUACUCGUAUGAAAUUCAUGUUUGAUUUAGUGCAUGCUGAUGUGUGGGGGCCUGCACCGGUUAUUGGGGAUAACGGGAGGGAAUUUGUUAAUCACACCAUGACUGACUUCUUCCAGAAAAACAGCCUAUUACACCAAACAUCUUGCGCCUACACCCCUGAACAAAAUAGAGUCACCGAAAGAAAAAACCGAACCAUCCUAGAAAUCACCCGCGCCAUCAUGAUUGAAUCAAACGUACCAAAAACCCUUUGGCCUGAAGCUGUUGCAACAUCUGUCUAUCUCAUCAAUAGACUCCCGACCAAAGUCCUAAAAAUGAAAACUCCCCUUGAUAUCCUUUCCCAACAAGCCCAAAUACCUGAAUCCCUCAGCCUGUCACCGAAGGUCUUUGGAUGUACCGUCUACGUCCACAUUCCCAAACACGAAAGAACAAAAUUCUCCCCAUGUGCAACUAAGUGCGUCUUCGUGGGGUAUGGGGUAAACCAGAAGGGAUAUAGAUGCUUCGAUCCUAGUACUAAGAAAAUCAUCACCACUAUCAACUGUGACUUCCUUGAAACCGAGUUUUUCUAUAACCACCACCUUAGCAGUCAGGGGGAGAAGUCCGAUAGCUCUCAAAAUAAUCAUGGGGACUGUCUAAGCUGGUUUGUAUCACCUCCAAGCCACUCGAUUGAGGAUCCACCAGAGUCUGUGGACACUGUCGCCGAGCAAGCCCCUCCAGAGUCCCCUCAACCACGUCCAUCUGAUCCGCCUCAACCGGUAUCUGAGGUAUGUCAAAACUUAGCUCCUGAAGUAGAUACUACAGAGAGUACUAACCAUGCAGAGAUGGAAGACAACACUAUAGAUGGGGACACAGGGAGGUAUGUGCUUCCACCACGGGCCAAUCGAGGUGUUCCUCCGAAGAGGUAUUCCCCUGAGAAGAUCGGGAAGAAAAGCAGAUAUGGAGUGGCAAAUUUUGCUCAGGGAAACAUGACGAAAAUGGCCCGAGCAUUUGAGGCUGCGUUGUAUGAAGAACAUGAGAUUCCACACAGCCGAAGAAGCAAUGAAGUGCAAACACUGGAAAUAGGCAAUGCUUACGGAAAUGAAAGCCUUGAUGAGAAAUGA
This is a messenger RNA of Salvia splendens (bonfire salvia), 2271 nucleotides long. RefSeq lists its product as uncharacterized. The transcript is spliced from 3 exons. Gene Ontology annotation, molecular function: nucleic acid binding. Lineage: Eukaryota; Viridiplantae; Streptophyta; Magnoliopsida; Lamiales; Lamiaceae. The coding region runs from base 1 to 2271 and encodes 756 amino acids. Gene Ontology annotation, biological process: DNA integration. The record is from RefSeq and is a predicted model, not a curated record.